Messenger RNA from Leopardus geoffroyi (Geoffroy's cat), 3271 nucleotides. RefSeq names its product lysophosphatidic acid receptor 4 (gene LPAR4). Gene Ontology annotation, cellular component: membrane. Lineage: Eukaryota; Metazoa; Chordata; Mammalia; Carnivora; Felidae. Gene Ontology annotation, molecular function: lysophosphatidic acid receptor activity. Gene Ontology annotation, biological process: positive regulation of Rho protein signal transduction; phospholipase C-activating G protein-coupled receptor signaling pathway. The transcript has a single exon. Bases 175 to 1287 code for a protein of 370 amino acids. The record is from RefSeq and is a predicted model, not a curated record.
UGUAUAUUGUUUCCAGUCUGGGUGAACAAAAUAUCUUUUACUCCACAGAAAUGAAUGGAAGGCAGAUUUGAUUAUUCAUUCCAUCUUGUCUCCCAUAGGAGGAAAAUAUUUCUUACCAGUCUCUAGUCUCAAAGUGGUGAACCCUGCAGGCAGCAGGCCUUCUGAAAAAAAUCCAUGGGUGACAGAAGAUUCAUUGACUUUCAAUUUCAAGAUUUAAAUUCAAGCUUCAGACCCAGGUUGGGCAAUGCUACUGCCAAUAAUACUUGCAUUGUUGAUGAUUCCUUCAAGUAUAAUCUGAAUGGUGCUGUCUACAGUGUUGUAUUCAUCCUGGGUCUGAUAACCAACAGUGCCUCUCUGUUUGUCUUCUGCUUCCGAAUGAAAAUGAGAAGUGAGACUGCUAUUUUCAUCACCAAUUUGGCCCUUUCUGAUUUGCUCUUUGUCUGCACUCUACCUUUCAAAAUAUUUUACAAUUUCAACCGUCACUGGCCUUUUGGUGACACCCUUUGCAAGAUCUCUGGGACUGCAUUCCUCACCAACAUCUAUGGGAGCAUGCUCUUCCUCACCUGUAUUAGCGUGGAUCGUUUCCUGGCCAUUGUCUAUCCCUUCCGAUCUCGUACCAUUAGGACAAGGAGGAAUUCUGCCUUUGUGUGUGCUGGAGUCUGGAUCCUAGUCCUCAGUGGUGGUAUUUCAGCCUCUUUGUUCUCCACUACUAAUGUCAACAAUGCAACCACCACCUGUUUUGAGGGCUUCUCCAAACGUAUCUGGAAGACUUAUCUGUCCAAGAUCACCAUAUUUAUUGAAGUUGUUGGUUUCAUCAUUCCUCUGAUUUUAAAUGUCUCUUGCUCUUCUGUGGUGCUAAGAACCCUCCGCAAGCCUGCUACACUGUCUCAAAUUGGAACCAAUAAGAAAAAAGUGCUGAAGAUGAUCACAGUUCAUAUGGCAGUCUUUGUGGUAUGCUUCGUACCCUAUAACUCUGUCCUCUUCCUGUAUGCCCUAGUGCGCUCCCAAGCCAUUACCAAUUGCUUGUUGGAAAGAUUUGCAAAGAUUAUGUACCCAAUCACCUUGUGCCUUGCAACUCUGAACUGUUGCUUUGACCCUUUUAUCUAUUACUUCACCCUGGAGUCUUUUCAGAAGUCCUUCUAUGUUAAUACCCAUAUCAAGAUGGAAUCCCUGUUUAAGACUGAAAUACCUUUGACCACAAAGCCUUCCCUUCCAGCUAUUCAAGAGGAAGUUAGUGAUCAAACAACACAUAAUGGUGGUGAAUUAAUGCUAGAAUCCACCUUUUAGGUAAUGAGAACUGUCCAGAUAUGGUUUUUCCUAGGAUUUUUCCUAUGCUAUGAAUAAGAGAAACAAUUUGAAGCUAGUGAUAACUGAAAAUAGAUUAAUGUACUGAAUACAGUCAGGUACAUUUAUUUGAAUGUUUAUUGUGCAUAUGCUGUUUUGUUCAAUAAUUAUAGGUCAGGUCUAAUUACAACAACCAAAAGAGAUUGCCAAACUCUUCUGCUGGGUUAUAAUUUCAUUGUGUCACAUUAUACAAGUGGCCAGUGGCCUUUGCUUCAGUGAUAUAAAGAUUAUCGUAAAUUUUUUAGAAAGAUAUUUCCACUCUGGUAAUAUUUGUUAAUUAGGUUGGGCCUAUAAAUAUAGAACAAAUUCAGGGAUUAUUUUAAAAAAAACUUUUGUGUUACUACUGAUACAUGUUACGCUUUUUUUUCCUUUUUUUGUAUUAUUAUAGAGUAUAUUUUUAGCAUAAGAACAUAUUGUAGCCUAACAUUAUUGGUAAAAAGUGUAUCCAAUUUAAAAGAACUGACAAAUUUCAUUGUGUAUGUUUUGAAAACAGAAACAUAAAUUGCGUUUGCAUAAAUAUGGAUGGGAAGAAACAAAAUUAGCUGGAUUUACAAUUUACAAUUGUAAUCACCAGCAGUGUCAGUUUUUUUUAAUCUUCCUUUUUUUACACUACAUUAAGAUUUUCAUAUGAAAUUUCAAAUCCGGAAAGCUGUGCUCAAAACAAUUACAGAAUAAAAAAUCACAUAAAACAACAAAUGUCCAUUAAAAAAACUAGCAAUACCAACAUUUUUUUCUUAGAAUUUUUAAUUAUCUUUCUUUUGAGAGACUGAUACUAUAUAAUAUUCUUCGUAUGAUAUUUUGGAGCACAAUGCAUUUAUUCCCAGGUCAGGAGCAAAUUGAAAAAAUUAACAACAAAAUAAUAACACAAAAUAAAAUCAUAAAGCACAUUUUAAAAUCUUGCUUAAAAUUUCAUUAAUAAAUUUUUUUGGGAGGAGAGGAGAUCUGUAACUUUAAAUAACUUAUUCUUUCAUGUUAAAUUUUGGAGCACAAUGCAGCCAGGUUGCUGCUAGAGUUUGUGGCCAGAUCAGGAGCAUAUUGAAAAUAAAUUCAUAAACCAAACUAAACCAAUACAAUAAAACUCAGAAAAACUGCAAAACAACAAAACAAUAGAAAAUAAUCCCUAGCACUUGCAUUUGUAUUUUAUUUAUUUUUGGAGGUUCUGUAAAUUUAAAAGUAUCAUAUCAUUUGUGUGCAAUUUCAGAGUACAAUACAGGUAGAAAUCUGCUAAAUUUGUGCCCAGGUCAUGACUAUAUUGGGGGGGGGACCCCAUAAAACAAUUGCUUACAAAACAAAACAAAACAAAACACACAAGAAUUUAGAAUUUGCAUUUUCUUAAGGAUUUUUAAAACUUGCAAAAUACCAUGAUUUUCAUAUGAUGCUUUGGAUCAAAAUGCAGUUAGGAAGCUGCUAAACUGGUGUUAGUUCAGGAGCAAUCAAAAUAAAUAUUUACAUAUACACAAAAGAAAACAUUUUUUUGUAACACCCUUAAACAAUAAAAGAAACAAAAUAAUCUUUAAAACCUUUUACUAUUUAUUGGAUGAAAUGUAGAUUUAAGCAUAUUAAGACGUGUAAAUGGAGCUUCUGAGCACAGUAUAAUUUGAAAGGUGCUACAUUUGUGCUCAUGUCAGAAAGAAUGAAAAUAUAUUCCCUCAUCUACAUUCUACACACACACACACACACACACACACACACAAUUAAACACUGCGAAACAAUAGAAAUAUUCUUAAAAUGUGUAUUGAUCAAACUUUAAAAUAUUUGGAUGAUAUGGUAAUUUAAAAAUGCUAAGACUUUUAAAGUAAAACUUCCAGGAAUAAUGCAUGUGCCAGGAAGUGAUUUGAAAAAAAAAAAACACACACACACACACACACCAUAAAACGAUAAUAGAAAAAAUAAAUAUUUUAAAUGAUACUCAAAUUCUUUUUUAUUU